This is a messenger RNA of Histoplasma mississippiense, 159 nucleotides long. RefSeq lists its product with no specific name. The record is from RefSeq and is a predicted model, not a curated record. The coding region runs from base 1 to 159 and encodes 52 amino acids. The transcript has 2 exons. Lineage: Eukaryota; Fungi; Ascomycota; Eurotiomycetes; Onygenales; Ajellomycetaceae.
AUGAGUACCCGGACAACUCGAACUCAAAACAACGAUAUUGACCAAGCAACCAUGACCGAGAGGGUCCAGCAGCAGUCUGUUGAGUCUCGGGAAAACAUCUCCCCGAGCUCUACUGGCUCAACGAGACCGACAUCUCCGGUGCAGGCAACACGCACUUGA